Messenger RNA from Conger conger (European conger), 3729 nucleotides. RefSeq names its product zinc finger protein OZF-like. Gene Ontology annotation, molecular function: DNA-binding transcription activator activity, RNA polymerase II-specific; RNA polymerase II cis-regulatory region sequence-specific DNA binding. The record is from RefSeq and is a predicted model, not a curated record. NCBI's taxonomy places the organism in Eukaryota, Metazoa, Chordata, Actinopteri, Anguilliformes, Congridae. The transcript is spliced from 2 exons. Gene Ontology annotation, biological process: regulation of transcription by RNA polymerase II. Gene Ontology annotation, cellular component: nucleus. Bases 168 to 1793 code for a protein of 541 amino acids.
CAACUGGUCGAACUCCGCCGGCGACUUUUCAUGGUUAACACAGAUGUAACUUGCAUUGGGAGCGUUUACCUCCAAGGAUUACAUUACAUCCAAAAACGAUUGAGCAGGAGUUGUUCAUUCAUCAUCCAACCAGGGAGCUGAACAUCUGCACACCUGUGAGCAGCAGUAUGAUUCAGACAGGAGUCAUUCUGAGACAGGACACUGAGACAACACUACCAGAGCUCACUGAGCAGCACAGGAUCAGACUGAAAGAAGAGGAACUCGGUCAACUGGUCCACAUGGCAGAGUCAGAGACGUGUGCUGCAGCAGGAAUCAACACUCUGGAGCCAGUGUGUGUUACAUUACACAGAGGGGUCAGUGAUGUACACCAUACACACACAUCACUGAUUAAAACAGAAACUGAUCUGGGCUUCACCCACCCUGGGGACCUUAUUAAGAAAGAGACACUAGACAGUGCAGAGCUGGGAUAUGUAACCCAUCUGCAUCCUGACCAAAUCAAAACCGAGACUGGUAAUGGAGGAUACCUUAAGGCAGAACACAUCAGUGACUUGGAGAAUAUUAAAUGCGUUCAUUUGAAAUCUGAUGUAUUGAAGUGUGAAUCCAGUGAAACUUUAGUGAGUGAUCUCAUGAAUACUAUGAUUAAUGGAGCUACAGUUGAUCACAAAGACCAGACUGAACCAUCGCAAUGUGCAGGAGAGGCAGAUCCAAACUGUAAAAAGGAAGAAAUACACAAUCCACUGACCCAAUGUGGGGACUUAAAUCACCACUGUCACAUAAACGGUGAGAACAGUCUUACCAGAAUUCUGCAGAAAAGUAGAAAUGGCAGCAACAAGCAUAUUCAUUUCCAGGGAACAAAUGAGAAAACUGAACCUAUGACAACCAAUUCAAGUAUAAUUGCCUUUCAGAAGGAGGCAAUUAAUACAAGUAAACGUAGAUUUAACACAAAUGAAAAGCUAUACAAAUGUACAUGGUGUGCGAAGUGUUUUAAUUUCAAAUCUCAAUUAAAUGGACAUCUGAAUAUUCACACAGGUGAAAAACCACACAAAUGUACUCAUUGUGGGAAGUGCUUUUCCACAAAAGGUUAUUUAAAUAUCCACCAGAGAACUCAUACAGGUGAGAAGCCCUACAAUUGUACUCUGUGUGGAAAGGGAUUUUCCACAAAAAGUAAUUUAAAUAUCCACCAGAGUACUCAUACAUGUGAGAGGCCCUACAAUUGUACUCUGUGUGGGAAGUGCUUUUCCAGAAAAGGUUAUUUAACUAUCCACCAGAGUACUCAUACAGGUGAAAAGCCCUACAAUUGUAUUGUUUGUGGAAAGUACUUUUCCACACUGAGUAAUUUAAAUAUCCACCAGAGUACUCAUACAGGUGAGAAGCCCUACAAUUGUAUUCUUUGUGGAAAGUACUUUUCCACAAAAGCUUAUUUAAAUACCCACCAGAAAACUCAUACAGGUGAGAAGCCCUUCAAUUGUACUUUGUGUAAAAAGAGCUUUUCCAGUAAAUGGCUUUUUAAUCGGCACCUGGAAAUGAAUACAGGCAAAAAUGCUUACAAAUGUUCUUCGUGUGGGAAGUGCUUUUCCAUAAUAUGUCAGUUAAAUAUCCACCAGAGAACUCAUACAGUUGAGAAGCCCUACAAAUGUACUUUGUGUGAAAAGUGCUUUUCCUGUAAAUGGCUUUUAAAUCGUCACCAGAAAAUUCAUACAGGCAAGAAUGCUGAUAAAUGUUCUUUGUGUGGGAAGUGCUUUUCCAGAAUAUCUCAUGCAAAUUGCCUCAAAAUGAUUCAUGCAGGUCUUUAACAUAAGAUAUGUAUACUCCUGACAAUUCAACCAGAUUAGUUUUGGUUGGGAGAUGUUUUUCUUGGGUACACAAACAAAAUCAUAUUCAUUUGUACCAACAAAUCAAUCCAAGGGAAAAUCCCUACACAGUGUGAAAAGUGCUUUUUCAAAGCAUGAAAUCACCAGGGGCCUCAUUUCUGGAACUAAAUGUUUGUGUACGUACCAAUGAGGAAAUGUACGUACGACAACAAAUACUCAAAUACAACAAAAUAUUGCGUAUGCCUGCCACUGCACAAUUUCCUUUUAUAUAUCCCGAAUCAAUUUGGAAUUCUCUGUACAUACACAAUGUACAUGAUAAGCGUAGAAAUGCCCUUGAUAAUCCCUAUGUAGGCUAUGUCUUUGAAUGGCAAUGUCAGAGUGUAAAGCUAAGAAGAUGCAUGUUGAAAGAUAAAUAAGGAAAAUAAUUUGGACAUUGAUCGAAUUGAUUUACAAAAGCAAAUUUAUCCUCCUUUAAACAUUUAAACGGUUAAGCAAACUGAGCUGUGAACGUUUACUGAAAAUUGCUAACCGAAAAUUCUUUCUGAAGCUGAAACUAUAUAACAAUAUUGCAAUACCCUGUUUGGAUUCUAAACUAGCAAUCAAUCUGGCCAUUUCAGGGGGUUUCAGGGAAUUGAAUGCUACAGUAUCAUACUUAUCAAAUUUCUGAGUGUUUUAAAUAUGUAACUAAUGGCUUAUUGUAUGGUGCUUUUUUCAUCCGUGUUCAUUCGUUGACACGCAAAUUCAAACUACCGGCAAACUGAAUAUAGCUUUCCACUAUGCGGUAUCUACUUAAAAAAUAAAUAAAGUAAUACAUUUUCAUUAGGUUAUUUAUCCAUUGCAUAUUGAAAGCAAAAAUUCUUUAUUUUUUUCUAUUUUCUUUAUUUCACUACUUUGCCUGCAGAGUUGCUAUUUCUUAUAAUCCCAAUCCCAAAUGCUAUCAUGACCUACCCACCAUGUACUCUGGUUUGAAGUCUGCUGUUGCUCAACUGAUGGCAGCCACCAAGUGACUAAUGAUGCAAAGCCUGCGGUGCUAGUUCCGCAGACAGCUCGAGAAGUUCAACCCCCCUCACGCGAUGCUUACGUCUAAUGGGAGGGGCUAUAUAAAGCACCAGCCUUACCUGCUUAAGCCCUUUUUCAUUUUGCACGCUCUGCCAUGCUCUGCUGCCAGCGAGCUGCUGCUGCAUCUGCCCUGAUGCAAUCAUACAAAGCUGCCCUGCUGCCUGGUUCAUUCUGCACUCUAAAGCCAUUGCACUGCCUGGCUCUUUCUGCUGCACUGCUUGCUCUGGAAUGCUGCCCUUGCUCAUAUUGCAUACUAUUGCCACGUUCACUCGCUGCUUUUGCUGGAAUUAUCCUGGUCUUCCUAAUUCAUGCCGUCAAAAUUGUUGCGCUCCCACCACCACCCCCGCGUCCACCAGUGAGCUCUGCUUCUCAAGAUCCCCAUGAGGGGGGGUUUGUAGCCACUCCUUGUUUCAUCAGGCUUUACAACAGGGAGUGAUGAGAGGCAGAGCCGACGGCAAAGUUUGCAUUUACAUUAUACCUCAAUAAUAUUGCCUAAUUCAUCAUUUUGGUUUUCUGACUUCAGAUGUAAAUAAGUGUCUUUCCUAUAACAUGUUAAAGAAUGCGAGUUCAUGCAUUUCCAAAUUAAGGUUUAGGACAAAAUAAUUUUCAUAUUUAUUUAUUUUGGACCUUGUUUGUAAAUGUUCUGAUCCUUUUGUCUAUUGCACAUUUUUGUCUUAAGAUCUGAAACUAUAUUGUGUGUCAAGCAGUAAUGGAGGAAAUGAGGAAGGGAACAAAUAAUUUUUCAUUGCACUGUAUAUUGUGAAUGUGCACAUGCAAAAGGAGUUCAUCCUAUAUACAUGUCUUUAUGAACUAUAUGUGUUACUGCUUUCUACUUUACUACUCAUUUGUAAAUGCUGUU